AUGUCUUUCACCGGCACGCAGGACAAGUGCUUUGCGUGCGAAAAGACGGUCCAUUUCAUCGACCUCCUCACGGCGGACGGCGUCAUCUACCACAAGACCUGCUUCAAAUGCAGCCACUGCAAAGGGAUCCUCUCGAUGUGCAGCUAUUCUUCCAUGGACGGUGUCCUCUACUGCAAGACGCACUUCGAGCAGCUCUUCAAGGAGACAGGGAGCUUCUCAAAGAAGUUCACACCGGGUAACAAAUCUGGCGACAAGAAUGAACUGUCAAGGGUCCCAAGCAAGCUAUCCGCUGCCUUCUCCGGUACUCAGGAUAAGUGUGCAGCCUGCACGAAAACAGUGUAUCCACUCGAAAAGAUGACUCUGGAGGGCGACGCAUACCACAAGAGCUGCUUCAAGUGCUCCCACGGGGGCUGCAUCCUAACCACCUCCUCCUACGCCGCCCUCAACGGUGUCUUGUACUGCAAGAUCCAUUUCCAGCAACUCUUCAUGGAGAAAGGAAGCUACAGCCACAUGAAGAAGAAGAGCCCCUCGCAGGAGGUGUUGCCCGAUUUGGUGGCGGCAGCCGAAGAGCAACCGGCCGCAGAGGCGGCACCGCCGCAAGAUGAAGAAUAGAGAGCAAAAUUAGGAAAACACGAAACUUAUAUACGCAGCACAACCUGGAAUCCAUGCUUGUUAUUUUUACAAAUUGGU
Triticum urartu is the source of this 690-nucleotide messenger RNA. RefSeq names its product LIM domain-containing protein PLIM2b-like. The record is from RefSeq and is a predicted model, not a curated record. Lineage: Eukaryota; Viridiplantae; Streptophyta; Magnoliopsida; Poales; Poaceae.